UUGAACUGAGGACCAGUAUCCAAAACUACGACUUUUCCGGGGCGUGUAAGGAAAGUCCCGCGAGCUCGAGCUCCUAAACAUGUCAAGCUGUCCACAUGGUCGCCACUAUAACGCGUUUAUUGAUGAAGCUAUCGCAUAACUAAUAAAAACACACAGAUUUCAGGGUAUAAUGAGAUAUCAGUAUGGAUGUUUUGCAAAGACCUUCUAUCCCUGAAGACGCGGUCCAGUACCAGCUGUUUCUGGUUCAUCCUGAAUCAUCAGAAACAGAAGCCCAUGAGAGAUUCCUCCAGCAGAUCCUGCAAAACAUCCUCGCUGAGCUCGCCCCUCUUCUCGUGCAGUACAUCUGGCAGCAUCAGCCCUUCAAUCUAAGAUACCACCCUGAGAAAGGAGAUGUGCCUGCGCACCUGGGCGGUGUUACUCAGUUCGGUGAUAAUGUGGAGGACGAAUGGUUCAUCGUCUACCUGCUCAAACACAUCACACGCACCUUUAGUGAUAUAGCCGCUGUUGUCUGUGAUAAUGAUGGACAGUUUCUUCUGAUUGAAGCAGCUGAACACCUGCCAAAGUGGCUGGAUCCUGACAGCAGUGAAAACAGGGUGUUCCUGUACCGGGGAGAGCUGCACAUAUUACCCAACCGCACACAUUCUGGAGAGGCUGGCUGGCCCAGAGACUCAGUGCCCACUGUGGCGCAGGCUCUAGAGGUGCUGCAUUCACACACUGAGAGCUGUUUAGCCAAACAGCCCAUAUGCGCUGCUCUGACCAAGAGGCUUGAUGGGUAUCCAGAUAAAAUCCAGCAGAAUUUCCACCGCGCCCACUGUUAUGUGCCUGCGGGCAUCGCUGUGGUGUUGUCUAAGAGGCCUGACCUUAUAGCCCCUGCCGUGUCUGCUUUCUAUCUGCGUGACCCUGUUGACCUCCAGGCCUGCCGAACUUUCCACACGUUUACCCCUGACACUAGAGUUAUGACAUCAGUAAAGUUUACUCACUGCUUGUACGCACAGCUGCAACAACAGAGUUUUGUUCCAGAUCGGCGGAGUGGUUUCACGCUUCCUGUCCACUCUCAUCCCCAGUACAGAGCUCAUGAGCUGGGAAUGAAACUGGCUCAUGGAUUUGAAAUCCUGUGCUCCAAGAGUGGACAGUCCUCCUCAGAGAAAGAGGCUUCAGUCAGCAGUAACCCACUGUGGAGAGGCUUUUUAGAUAGUCUCAAAAAGAAUGGAUACUUUAAGGGUGAACUAGAAGGAUCUGUUCGAUACAAAGACCUAAUGACAUCAGCAGAGAGUUUCUUCAGACAGUCUGUAACCAGCACUCACCGCCUUGCUAUUCAAAAUCCUGGUCAAGAGAUGUUGAAAGUCUUGGAGGACACCUCUUACAGUUUGGAAGAUCUAAAAAAUCAAGAGGCACAUCUACCACCAGAGGACAGUGAUGCGUGGUUAGACAUCUCACCUCAGGAGCUGGAGAGGCUGCUCGAGGAGAGAGGAGGUCGAGGGGUGAGCGAUGGCACUUGCAAAACAGCACAACCUGAUGAGGAGGUUCAGGAGGAAGAAGCUGGCUACAGUCUGAUAGCUGUAACACAAGGCAUGAAGAACUUCAUCAAUGCCAUGUCCUCUCAUGAAGGAGCUGAAAUACCCAGUUCUUGCUUGGCUCAGCCCUUCAGCUUUGAUCCAGAUGCAGUAACCAGUGCACUUGAUAGACUUCUAGGAAGUAAGGAUGAAGAGUUAGACUCUGAUGACUUUGAGGAUGAUGAUGAAGAGGACGACAAUGAUGUCGAUGAGGAUGAAGGAGUGCAGAAUUGCGAGUCUCAGGAGCAGGCGGGUGCAGAGGCACUGGACAAUCUGAGGAAAUACAUGGAUGAAAUGGACCAGGAACUGCAAAGCACAAAUAUUGGCAGAAGUUUUACACUGAAUAACAGAGCCAGUAAUAAAGCAGAUGCAUCUAAAAGCUCUUUGGCCGAAUUGGGGUCAGAGCUUGUUGAGGAAGAAAUUCAGCCACUUGAUGUGGAUCUCAACCUGGUUUCAAAUUUACUAGAGUCUCUCGCUUCUCAGGCAGGGCUUGCUGGGCCUGCAUCUAACCUUCUGCAGAGUCUUGGCAUCCACAUCCCGCCUGAUGCAGAUCAAUCCUGAUAUGUCAAAUUGAAGUGGGAAAAAUCAACUCCCAGAGACUUAUCACGCACUCAGCAUUCCUUCACCUAGUGCACAUCAGCAGUUUCUCUAUCAGAUGGCUAUAUUUAUGGUGUUCUGUUCCACACCCAGUACUGAAUUGUGAAUUGUUACAUCCCAGCAUUGGUGUUGCCUUCAACACAGAGCACUUCCAUACAAAAAACUAACUGGGAAAUUUCUUCUCUUAGAAAUUGUUUAUCAUGUUGUUCUCAAUUAAAUAUUACUUUAUCUUUUUGAAUAAAGAUGUUUUUCUAGGAUGUUUCAUUAA
Cyprinus carpio (common carp) is the source of this 2418-nucleotide messenger RNA. RefSeq names its product protein ecdysoneless homolog. Gene Ontology annotation, cellular component: nucleus. Lineage: Eukaryota; Metazoa; Chordata; Actinopteri; Cypriniformes; Cyprinidae. The record is from RefSeq and is a predicted model, not a curated record.